Molecule: messenger RNA, 3690 nt
Organism: Hippocampus zosterae (dwarf seahorse)
Lineage: Eukaryota; Metazoa; Chordata; Actinopteri; Syngnathiformes; Syngnathidae
Gene: nherf2
Product: Na(+)/H(+) exchange regulatory cofactor NHE-RF2
Exons: 6
Coding region: 571-1782 (403 amino acids)
Biological process (GO): protein localization to plasma membrane
Cellular component (GO): apical plasma membrane
Molecular function (GO): signaling receptor binding; protein-membrane adaptor activity
Source: RefSeq, a predicted model, not a curated record
GACUUGCUCUCACCUGGCACUUUCUGCCCCUUGGCUGAUUGUCUGGUGAGGUGGUUGGCGCUGCACAAGUGCGCGAGUUAUUUAACUCGGGUGCGCGUGAACAAGAUCUGUUGUUGACGCCUCCUCCUCGUCUUCCUUCUCCCGUGAGGCUCAGACAGCAGGUAAACGCCCCCCUGACAAGAACAAUUAAGAAAUACUCGGCAGGAGCAGCUUUCUAAUCUCCGAUCUCUGAUAAUACUCUCCCCUGGCCGGGGUUUAGCUCUUCUGCCUGAUUUCUUUUGAACGCUUUCCAUCAUUCGCACUUUCGCGGCCCCGUGCGAGCGUCCUGGAUUUUUAUUUAUUCAUUUUUACAGGAUGGGUUAAGCAUUCAUUAGUUUUAGCCUAGUUUUCAUCUGCACUUUGGACGAUUGUGGCUCUUUAACGGACCCGCACGAUGCAUAAUGAUGAUGAUCUUUUGGGCACGGAAUCGAGCGCUCGUGCACUCGUGAUGGAUUAGCCGCGACUCCCCACAGAGCACCUGCUUAAUCUCCGAAGACUCCAGAAUUUGUUAGUCGCUUUUGACUCGCUGGAAUGGAGAGCGUGCUGAGGCCCAGGGUGUGCUACCUGAUCAAAACCGAACGCGGUUAUGGGUUCCACUUGCACGGCGAGAAGAAUAAAGGUGGACAAUUUAUCCGAAAAGUGGAACCCGGUUCGUCGGCUGACCAAGCCGGACUGAAACCUGGGGACCGAUUGGUGGAGGUGAAUGGCGAGAAUGUAGAAAACGACAACCAUCACCAGGUGGUGGAGCGAAUCCGCGAGGUACCUCAUCGCACCCGAUUACUAGUAGUGGACAGAAACACAGACGACUACCUUCGCAGCUGCGGUGUGGCUUGCACAGAGGAUUUGGCCAUCGAGAUGGGAACCCUCUCCCCGCGUCUCUCACCGCGAGACACACCGUCAACUUCGCCUUUACCCCGGGUGAAUUCACCCAAGUCCCCUCAACCUGACCACACACUUCUUGCUGCAAACCCGCCAACUUUUUCGAUCUCACAAGGCAAAGUUAAGCGGUCCUCUGUGACUGACAUAGAGCUACAGAUGAAGGCCUCUCCAGAGCUGUCGACUGAGCUCCUUCCCCGCCUGUGUCAUCUGAUCAAGGGGGAAAUGAGCUACGGCUUCAAUCUGCACAGCAAUAAGGCAAAGGGUGGACAAUUUGUACGCUCGGUGGACCCACAUUCACCCGCAGAGAGAGCUGAUGUCCGCCCGGGAGAUCGACUGGUGGAGGUAAACGGAAUGAACAUUGAGCAUCUGAGACACUCUGAGGUGGUGGCGUUCAUUAAAGCGGAAGAGCAAGAAGUGCGCCUCCUGGUCGUCGACCAGGAGACAGACGAGCUUUUCCACCGAUUGGGGAUCACACCAUCAGCAUGCCAUGUCUACAAGGAUGAAUCAGCUAUGGAACCUGUGUCGUCUGCUCCUUCUCCCACCUCCACUGAAACGCCAAUCAUACAUGUCACACUGACAGACGCUCCCAUCACAAAUAUGUCCCCCAAACAGAGGACCAAUGGGAGUUGUGCAUCCCAUUCCUCAACCAGCUCUACCACUCAAUCAGAGCUCAGUAGCUCUGACAUGAGUUUCCAGGUCCCCGAUGAGGAUGACAGAAGGGUUUUAGAUCCUUUCAUGGACAGCGGCCUGCGUUUGAGUCCUACAGCGGCUGAGGCAAAACAAAAGGUUCUUAGUAGACGCAACAAAAAGAGGGCGCCCCCUAUGGACUGGAACAAGAAACAAGAGAUCUUCAGCAACUUCUAAUGUCACAGAAGAGGAAGCAUGCAAAAUACAAGCCGGAUUUGUGACUAAAAUGCUACUCAUACAGCAUAGUACUGUACUUGCUCGUGCACAAAGAAGGACAAAGUAAUUCAAGCAAGUACCUGACACUAACAUAUUGUGACAUUGAGUGAUAUUCUGGACCAAAAGAUACUUUGAGGAAUAGUUUCAGAUUUUUUUUUUUCUGCCUGGCUCUAAUUUUAAGAUUCAAUAAGAUUCUUCUAGAGUUGCUUUUGGAAGGGUUACUACAGUCCACCCUCAGAUAUCAGAUUGAGGCGAAGGGAUAAUGGUGGCCACACGAUGAGUUGUUCUCUCUUUUAACGAUUAGAUUGACAUAAUUUAAACGCAUGUUUUACAGCGUGGAAUCGGAUGUCUUGCAUGAAAAUGAUUUUACUGCAGAAGUCAAAGUUCUUUUUAUGCCAAGGCAGGUAAUGUUAAAUUCAUUAUAUCACAGAGAUUAUAUUGACACCAUCAGGCACCCUAAAUGGUAACCAAUGAUCUCACUCUCCAUUCUUCCAUGCCAAAACAUCUCUCCAUGACCUCAUAGCCCAUGUUGCAGCCAUGUUGGCUAUUUACCAACAAUUGUCUUGUGUCAAUUGUGUUUCUAUGUCCACUGCACACGUUUGAUCAUUGUGAGCAUUGGAUUGAGGUGGCUGAAAUACAGCUAUAAGUCAUCGCAGGAUUCCACAUCAAGUUCUUGGAAUGUUCGAGACACCAAAAAGGUGUCGUAUAUUGUUCCAGCUUGCCGCUCAUCAAUGGAUUUUCUUAAUACACCAUUAACAGAACGAACCAGUCGGAAAUGUUCAGUUUUCAUUCCCUAUGUAAGGCCUUGGGGACUAUUUUGUGACUUUCAUCAGCAGAAACAUCCUUUUCCCUCAUUAUACAGGGUGUCGCUUUACCAUUUCAAAAAAUGAUUAACAAUGCAAUUGAUUAGAUAUUUUAUUCAGAUUUGUUCUAUUGUUUUCAGCGUUUAUUAAAGGUUUUUUUUACCUCUUUUAAUACACUUCUACAUGAGCACCAUAAGUUGCACAAAGCACAUCAAGACGGUACUCGAUUUGUUGCCAUGUUCGCUGGAGCAUAGCCUCAUCAAUUGUGGCAAUUGCAUCAGUCAUCCUUCGCUUUAGGUCAGUAAUAUCCCUUAUCUUUGUUCGAUACACGAUAUCUUUAACAUAGCCCCAUAGAAAGAAGUCCAGGGGAGUGAUAUCUGGUGUAUGUGGCGGCCAAGGAAUUGGUCCAUCCCUUCCAAUCCACCGGUCUGGAAAUGUUUGAUCGAGGAACCCACGAACAUGCAGACCCCAAUGUGGUGGUGCACUAUGUUGCUGAAAAAUGAUGGUUGGUUGAAGGUUGAACAAAUCUGAAUAAAACAUCUAAUCAAUUGCAUUUGUAAUACAUUUUUGAAAUGGUAAAGAGACUUUAUGGACAACCUGUCCAUUAAAAACACACCUCAAAUGUGGAACAACAUCCUCAAUAUUAAAUAUAUUCAUAACAUUCGUACAGAAAACUCAGAAAGUUGAGAAAUAUCAUUUUAAUGUUAAGAACCAAGACUUUAUUUUUUACCUGCAGCCCAAAAACAGACAAGGCUCUGGGAUCAACCAUUUAGCGUGCACUAAUUUAUUUCAAAACUCCCACUUUGGUUCAGCUUUUCGAUUUAAGCACAUAAGUGAUUUUAAACUCAGAAGCACAAUUCCCAUCUCCCAUCAGGUGAGACAGCCGACUGAAGUCAACACAACAAAAACUAUCAGUCUUUCUAUCAAACAUCAUGCUCUUUAUUAUGGACUCAAUGUUUAGAAAAUAAUUUUAAAAAACAUCCUCUUGACAUCUCACGCCCUUCCUCAUUUCUUCCCAUUUUUUGGCACUGGUUUGUAAAAUGUUCGAAAUAAGACACUAACAUAA